Messenger RNA from Phaedon cochleariae (mustard beetle), 1197 nucleotides. Lineage: Eukaryota; Metazoa; Arthropoda; Insecta; Coleoptera; Chrysomelidae. The record is from the annotation of a GenBank genome assembly.
AUCAUUUCAUUCUGUUGUUCGAAAAGAAAAAUCAGAAUGAAAUUCCUCGUUGUACUCGCAACAGUUAUUUUGACUGUGAACGCUCUCACGGAUUCAGGAGAAUGGGCAGCUUUCAAGGAGAAACAUGGAAAAACCUACAAGAGUGCCCUUGAAGAGAGCGUUCGAUAUUCUAUUUUCCAAAACAAUCUAAGGAAAAUUGAAGAUCAUAACGCCAGAUAUGACAGCGGGGAAGAAACUUAUUAUCUUGGCACCACCAUAUUUGCUGAUAUGUCCACCGAAGAAUUCAAAGCCAUGCUUAAACGCCAAAUGAAGAAGAGACCAGCAUUGGAUGAUGCUCUGAAACAUGAAUACGAUCCUGAAAAUAAAUUACCUGAGUCUGUUGACUGGAGGAAGGAAGGAGCUGUUACCCCAGUACAGAAUCAAGGACAUUGUGGAUCUUGUUGGGCCUUCUCUGCUACUGGUUCUUUAGAAGGUCAACAUGCUAUCAAGAAUAAUGUCACAACCCUUCUGAGUUCUCAGCAACUUUUGGAUUGUUCAACAUCAUACGGUAACGGUGACUGCAAUAAAGGUGGUGAAAUGACUUAUGCCUUCGACUAUGUCAAGGACAAUGGUAUUGAACCAGCUUCUAAGUAUCCUUACGAAGGCGUUCAACAAUCUUGUAGAUACACCGCCUCUGAAACCAUCGUCAAGGUAGCCAGUUAUGUCGAACUUGAGAAAGGAAAUGAAGAUAGUCUAAAAGACGCAGUUGCAAACAAAGGACCAGUAUCAGUAGGAAUUGACGGUGACACAAUUCAGUUAUAUCUCGGUGGUAUCUUCUCCUCUAUUCUUUGUUCCCACGACCUCAACCACGGAGUACUCGUAGUCGGCUAUGGAACCGAGAAAGUAUUGUUCUCUAAUACUGACUACUGGAUCGUCAAGAACUCAUGGGGUUCAGGUUGGGGUGAAGAUGGAUACAUGAAGGUGAAAAGGAAUGCAAAGAGCAUGUGCGGUAUUGCCGAUGAACCAGUUUAUCCAAUCAUUGUGUAGGAUAUGGAGUCAUGCAGAAAAAAACACCUCUACCGACCUAAUGAGAAAGCUCAUAAUUAUGAAGAUAUAACAUCAUCUUCCAUGUAGGAUAUGAAGUCAGGCAAUAAUAACACCUUAACUGUCCUUGUGAGGAAGCUUAUGAUUAUGAAUAUAUAAUAUAGUACUUCACUG